UUAUUUGUUUUUCUUAAAAAACGGAGCCUGUUGAAUUAUUUUUAUUACGUUUAAUCAAUUUUACAAAGUUAAAUGAAUGUCUUUACUAUCUUAGUUACCAUUAGUGCAAUUUGCGAUAUUAACGCCUUUAAAACCGCCAUCGUUCCCAAUGAGUUUAUUGUUCAUUUUCGUUCCAAAUACUUUGCGCCGGUCCGGGAAUCCUAUAUCAAAGCAAAACUACUUGGUUCUAACAUAACAAAUUGGACAAUUAUUCCACGUGCAAAUUUAGCUUGGCAAUAUCCAAGCGAUUUCGAUGUUUUAAGAAUUUUUGCCGAAGACGAAAGAUCGGCAAAGUUUAUUAUUGAAAGGAUCAAAUCUCAUCCAUCAGUAAAGGCAGUAGUCCCUCAGCGAAGUGUUCGACGGUUACUGAACUACGACCCGUACAGCAAUUACACGAAUAUAAAUCGUCAUUCUCAGGGAGUUUUAAGGAACAGUAACGCGAAUAACGAUCGACACCGGCAAGUUUGCUCAGUACUGCAUGCUAAUGUCCUUUGGAAACUUGGUAUCACUGGCAAAGGAGUCAAAGUUGCUAUUUUCGAUACUGGUUUGACCAAAAACCAUCCACACUUUCGAAAUGUGAAAGAACGAACAAAUUGGACAAAUGAAAAGUCCCUGGACGACAAAGUUAGUCAUGGCACCUUCGUCGCCGGGGUAAUCGCAUCCUCCAGGGAAUGCCUGGGCUUUGCUCCUGACGCUGAUCUGUACAUAUUCAAAGUCUUCACGAACUCUCAGGUCUCUUACACUUCCUGGUUCCUGGAUGCCUUUAACUACGCGAUAUACAGGAAAAUAAACAUUCUCAACCUCAGCAUUGGUGGACCCGACUUUAUGGACUCGCCGUUCGUUGAAAAGGUUUUGGAACUGUCUGCCAAUAAUGUCAUAAUGAUAUCGGCAGCCGGAAACGAUGGUCCCCUCUAUGGCACUCUGAACAAUCCCGGUGACCAAAGCGAUGUAAUCGGCGUGGGCGGUAUUCAGUUUGAUGAUAAGAUCGCAAAGUUUAGUUCAAGAGGAAUGACCACCUGGGAACUACCUCAGGGAUAUGGAAGAUUGGGACUCGAUAUAGUCACAUACGGAAGUCAAGUGGAAGGAAGUGAUGUGCGCAAGGGCUGCAGACGCCUCUCAGGAACAUCAGUCUCCUCUCCAGUUGUGGCCGGAGUAGCUGCACUGCUUAUAAGCGGUGCAUUUAAAAAACUUGAUUUGAUAAACCCAGCAUCUCUGAAGCAGGUGCUUAUUGAAGGUGCCGAGAAGCUCCCGCACUAUAACAUGUUUGAGCAGGGAGCUGGAAAACUAAAUCUGUUAAAAAGUAUGCAGCUGCUGCUUUCUUAUAAGCCGAAGAUAAGUCUUAUUCCAUCUUACCUCGACUUCACCUCAAACUAUAUGUGGCCGUAUAGCUCUCAAUCUUUGUAUUACGGAAGCUCCGUCGUUAUCGCAAACGUAACAAUACUCAAUGGCAUUUCGGUUACCAGCCAUAUCGUUGGGAACCCGAAAUGGAUUCCUGAUCUCGAUAAUCAUGGUCAGUUUCUACAAAUAUCAACACAAGUGUCUCCUAUCUUUUGGCCGUGGACUGGAUGGAUGGCAGUUUUUAUUGUUGUAAAUAAAGAUGGAGACAACUUUGAAGGAGUUUGUAAAGGAAGUAUCACUUUAGUUGUGGAAAGUUUUAAAGAGUCAGCAAACGAAACUCAUUUAACAGAAGUUGAGCUUCCACUGACAAUAAAAGUAACACAAAAACCUCCAAGAAACAAAAGAAUAUUGUGGGACCAGUAUCAUAGCUUGAGGUAUCCACCGCGUUAUAUACCAAGAGACGAUCUGAAAGUAAAAUUGGAUCCCCUAGACUGGAUGGCAGACCAUAUACACACAAACUUUAAGGACAUGUAUACACAUUUACGAAAUGUUGGCUAUUAUAUUGAUGUUUUACGGGAACCUUUCACCUGUUUCAACGCCUCAGAUUACGGCGCUUUAUUGAUUGUCGACCCUGAGAAAGAGUUUAGCGACGAAGAAAUAAACACUUUAAAAGAAAAUGUUUAUAAUAAAGGUCUUAAUGUCGUCGUAUUCGGAGAUUGGUAUAACACAACGGUGAUGAAAAAAAUAAAAUUCUUUGACGAAAACACCAGACAAUGGUGGACACCUGACACUGGCGGAGCCAAUGUUCCAGCCCUAAAUGAUUUGUUAAAGCCAUUUGGAAUAGCUUUUGGCGAUUUUGUUGGAGAGGGACACUUUAAACUGGGCGACCAUUCAAUGUAUUAUGCUAGUGGUGCUCCACUUAUUAAAUUUCCAAUGAAUCCAGGAGAUAUUUUAGUAGGAACAAAGUUAAAUGAUCAAGGACUUUCGAUUAUAAAUUCUAAGACACCUAAAAAGGAGGCUAAAAUAGAUGUACCUAUUUUUGGUAUGUUUCAAACCAAGGCCAACAGUAUCGAAAGCAACGAGGAAAUCAUGAGCAAUGCAGAAAGCAAUUUGGUUGAGAUCGUACCCACAGAUUAUGUAGCAAUUAAAAACAGGGUUUUGCUAUUACGGAAAAAGGAACGAAGUGUAAACUUCGCCAAAAUCAAUAGUUACCAAACUAAUAAUGAAGGACGAAUAGCCGUAUAUGGAGACUCUAACUGCCUGGAUUCUACACAUCUGGAAAAGGCUUGCUACUGGCUUUUGAUCACAUUUUUAGAUUUUGCUAUAAACUCACACAAAUCUAGCUUAUUGCAGAACCUAAAUCGAAUAUCGGAAUUUCACAAAUCAAAAAGAGCCCCUUUACCUUUUAGGAUAUCAAACAAUAAUUUAAUAUUAGGAUCCCAAAACAACAUUUGCGAAAAAUUCGACUGGCUUGUCGCAACGAAGAGAGAAAUCGUUGAGGAGAGGGAAUCUUCUAUUCUGGAAGUGGUAACAAAAGCAAGUGAAGAAUAUGAGAAUGUAAUUAAGAAUUUACUGGAUGCGGAGAUCACAAAAUUGACUCAAAACAACGACUACUUUGCAGGAAGCCAAGUACCCGAUAGUUUAACAACUCCAAUUAUAUUUAUGAUUAGUUUGAGCUUAAUUGUUAUUAUAUUAUUUCUUUUAUUCAUAAGACGUAAUAAAAAAAAAUAAAUAUAAUUUUUUGUAAGGUCGGAAAUGUCUUCUUUACUGUGUUAAAAACAGCGUACCAAAAUGUAAAAAGAUACAUUAAACGGCAUUCACAACUAAAAAAUUAAAU
Drosophila rhopaloa is the source of this 3214-nucleotide messenger RNA. RefSeq names its product membrane-bound transcription factor site-1 protease (gene S1P). Gene Ontology annotation, cellular component: Golgi apparatus. Gene Ontology annotation, molecular function: serine-type endopeptidase activity. Gene Ontology annotation, biological process: proteolysis. The record is from RefSeq and is a predicted model, not a curated record. The transcript is spliced from 6 exons. Bases 73 to 3108 code for a protein of 1011 amino acids. Lineage: Eukaryota; Metazoa; Arthropoda; Insecta; Diptera; Drosophilidae.